Messenger RNA from Tetrahymena thermophila SB210, 1767 nucleotides. RefSeq names its product transmembrane protein, putative. The transcript is spliced from 8 exons. Gene Ontology annotation, cellular component: membrane. Lineage: Eukaryota; Ciliophora; Oligohymenophorea; Hymenostomatida; Tetrahymenidae. The record is from RefSeq and is a predicted model, not a curated record.
AUGAUUAACUUACAAUUCCAUUCAAUUGAAUUUAAAAUUCCUUUAAAAGAUAGCAAGAAUCUUUCUAUCAUUGUUUAAUUUCCAAAUCAUGUCAAAAAGUCCACUUAACCUUUUUAUUAUGAUGCUUCUAAAAACUAUGGAUUAAUAAAUCAGCUAUUAAAAUGCGAUGAAAUUAUUUUAAAUAGUGAAGAGGAUCUUGCAACUCUUGAGAUUGAUGAAGAAGAAGGAGAUGAUAUUAUUAUGCCUAAAAAGCAAAGGUUAUUGGGAAAACAACUUAUAAAACUAAAAAAUGUUUAGCAAGGCACCUAUUAGCUUACACUCAAUUAAAAUUUAGCAAAGAUUAAAUACUCAUGCUCCUUUGGGUUGUCUAGAAAUUCUUCAAUCACAUAAAUUCCAACAAAUAAGAAAAAGUAUAUGACAGAGGAGGAAGACAUAACUACAUCAGAUUAAAAUGAUAUAUUAAGUCUUAACAGGAAUUUGGCAAGUAUUCAUGAUAGAAAAAAUUUAAUUUAAGUGCAAAAGAAGAAUCUAAACUAAAUUGAUGAUGAGUACAUCUUCGAUGAAUCAAUGAUAGAUAAAAGUAAAAGAGAUGUAUCUAUUUUAAGGAUUAACACAUCUGUAUCAACUGAUUAUGGGUAGAAUAAUAGCAUAAAUCCCAUAAAUUAAAAUAAAAAUAAAGCUUUAAUGUAUCAAUAAACAUAAUACUAGACUGCUCCUUUAUCACCAAUUGCUUCCUCAAGAGAUCUUCAAAGCAUUAAGUAAAGCAAUUAAUUUUAAGAAUUAGAAACUAGUUAUUAGUAUGUACCUUAAAAAGAGCAGUUAGCAUAGAAUACAAUAUUAUUUACCAAUUAUGCCAAGAUUUUGAUUUCUUUAAUAUAAUUUUUGAAGUAAGUUUACUCUUGGGAUAAUGCCAUUUUGAGUGUAGGAUAUGGUGUUGGAGUGACAAUGUUUUUAACUUAUUACAAUAUGUCACUAAUUAUCAGUUUUGUUUUAAUCUAUAAAUUUCCUUAAAUAAUUGAAUAGUAGCUCUACUAUAAAAACAAUGAGUGUCCAGAAGAAGAUUUGUAUAACUGGAAUAAAUUUUGUGAAGAUUUUGCUAAAUACAUGCAAAAUAUAAAAGAAAAUAUCAAUUCAAAUUAAUCAAGAGAAACUCUUUUUACAGCUUUCAUUUACAUUUUGGUUUUAGUAAUUAUGAAUUCAAUAUUUAGUGUUUCAAAGAUGUUUAUCCUUCUUUUCUGGAUUCAUCUCUUUUCAUACAACUACAAUGGAUAUAAAAUAUGUAAAGUAUUUCACUAUGAAAUAUUUGGGCCUGUCAUAGACUAAGCUUAUUAACUUAUUUCUAAAAGAGCUAACCUGGAAUCUGAUGAAAUCCCAGAUGAAAACGUUUAAAAUCACCAUCCUGAAGUCUACAAGCCAUUUAUCAACAAUAAACCAGAAGACAUUCAAUUAUAUGAGGUUUACGAAAACCAAAGAAUAGUUUCUGGUUUAAGUUGGUAACCUUGCUAGUCUAAUGAGAGAUUCCCUUGGAGUAAUGAAGAUGGAAGACAAUAGCUUUCUAAGAACAGCACAUAGAUGCUCAACGAAAGAUAGAAAUGGUUGGAAAGUGAGUGGUAAAUAGAUAUAAAUGAGUUUACUGAUGUUUACGGCUGGGAAUAUGCAAAAAGUUUUAAUGAAGGGGUUUAUUAAAAGACUUUUAAGUCAGAACAUUAAGUUCGUCGUAGGAGAUGGAUUAGGAAAGCUAUUUACUCAAGCAAGACUUAGUUAUGA